GCCAGAGCGGGUGCUCCGGGCCGGCGCCUCUCGCCCGCUGCCUCCCGCGGGCCCCGGGCACCCUGCGCCCCGGGGAAGCGGCUCAGCGCCACCGGGAAGGGCGGGGACGGGGCGGCGCAGGGACCAUUGGCGGGGCUGAAGGAGGACUCGCGCGGCCGGCUCGCGGAGGAUCCGAGGACACUUUCCCCGCCCUCUGCCUGGGCAGCCCGACCGGGACCACGGGCUUGGAGGCGGCCGCCUUUCCCGGCCCGCGCGCGGCCAAGCGGAGCCUGGAGCCCCGUGCAAGCGCGCCGCGCCCCGGUCCCCCAGAUCAGCUGCCCCGGAGGCCCUAGCAGCGCGCAAACUUUUGCUCCAGCGCCCGGAGCUCUGUCCUCUGCAAGUGAAGCCCCCGAGCGCGCGCGCAGCCGCCAGGUUAGCUCACCAGUGGGCGCCGCGGGCAGAGAUGCUACUCCGGGACCUGGUGCUGCGCCAUGGCUGCUGCUGGCCCUCACUUCUGCUGCACUGUGCGCUGCACCCACUCUGGGGUUUAGUUCAGGUGACUCAUGCUGAGCCCCAGAAGUCUUGCUCUAAGGUGACUGACAGCUGCCAACACAUCUGCCAGUGCCGGCCCCCACCCCCUCUUCCCCCUCCACCCCCACCUCCGCCACCUCCUAGACUACUCUUUGCCCCAGCUCCCAACUCUACCUCCUGCCCUGCGGAGGAUAGCUGGUGGUCUGGUCUGGUGAUCGUCGUCGCGGUGGUCUGUGCCUCCCUGGUGUUUCUGACUGUCCUGGUCAUCAUUUGCUACAAAGCCAUAAAGAGGAAACCACUGAGAAAAGAUGAAAAUGGCACCAGUGUUGCUGAGUACCCCAUGAGCUCCUCACAGAGCAACAAAGGGGUCGAUGUGAACGCUGCGGUGGUGUGAACCUGCAGGCCUGGGACCCACUGGCCAGAAGGGCACCGUGGUGACACUGGUGGACAUGGAUGACAGGUGGACAUGAGCUGACCAUGGGCCUGUCCAGGACUUCGUGCUUCGCAGGCCUUGAGCCUCCUGAAAGAGAAAGCAUGCUCUUCCCAGGCUAGCCCUGGUCACCCCAAGGGGUACAGCACUGACACCAGGCUUGAGCCAGGCCCCCCUGCAUGUGGCCCCCCGAGCAGCACCACCACCCAGGGAUCUCCAUACUCUCCUCCUUGUCUCGUGUUGGGCGCACCGACUGUCACCAGUUGCUACUGAAAGCAUGUAUUGCAAUGAGAGCAGAGGGUCUGUCUGUCUGCCUGGGGCUGAGAGAUAUCCCACUUUAGUCAGAAGAAAGGUGAUCCAGGGACCGCUCCCAUUCUGGAAGCUUCCUCUCCUGCAGGAAACCUACCUGCUCCUCUGUGGACAUUCUUACAAAAGCCAUCACACAGCCAUGAGACAAAUGUCCCCUUCCAAAGGUGCUUCCCACACAUCUGUCCAUCGCUGUAUCUGCCAUGGUCUUCCAUCUCCAGUGCCCGUGCCCUUUGCCCCCACGGCCUAGCCUGUGACUCACGGACUAGCCUGUGACUCCUUACUGCAUGGCUGCCUCGGGAAGUAGUGAGCUCAGUCUACGUAGUCCCCAGGGAGUGAACUCAGUGUCUCCCAGAUGCCUGGGCAGAGGGUGUCUCAAGAAAGUCAUAGGUUCCCUUUGUCCACUCUGACACCCCGCCCCUGGCUCUUCAGGAAGUACCAGUGUGAGCCAGACUCUGCCUCACUGGACAGAGAUCACAACUUGUGCCAAACCCAUACGGGCCCUCCAUGCCAGGCUGAGAUGCUGGUCCAGUGCUCUGUGACCCACUUACCCCCAACAGUCCCCUGAAGCCUAAAUUUGGUACUCAGAAAGUGCCCAGGAGAAAGCGGCCUUCUGCGUGUCCCUGAAGUGGCUUUCUCUGUGGGCCAGAACUCGUAAGGCACCAGAGCCUCCUGAGUGUGGGUAGAAGAGAAAGCGCAGAAGCGUUGUCUAGCCUUGAUAACCCCCCACCCACAGGCUUGUUUCCCUGGAGGCCACCCACACAGUGAGGCACAACCCUUGACCCUUGUGAUUUUGUAUCCCUUGCCCCACCCCCACUCCCCUCAGGAGCCACAUGUACUUGCCUAGAAGGAAGAAGCCUGCUGGAGAGUAACCCCCACAGUGUAGACAUUUAGCUGGGUACAUUAGCCUCCUCCUCAGCCCCCAGAAAUCUCCUGUGGGUGUUUGUGCUACAUGAGAAUUUCAAAGCCAAACUGACAGACACGAAAAUCAGUCCCAUGUGGCUGGGUGCCCGAAGCUGCCACUGCUCUGCUCCCCAGUCAGUAGGUACAGGAUAAGGGACUGUCCAGGGCACGGCAUGCCUCCUGCAAGUGACAUUGGCCCUCCUUUGCUUGAGGACACGGUUUUGAGUUAGUUGUGAAUUUCCCCUGUACAGCAUGCCUUGUGCUCUGACACGGGGUUGCCGAGAUCCUUCGCUGGGGUGGCCCUACCUCAGCCAGGGGAACAUCGGGCUGUUCUCUUUGGAUGUGAUUCCGAGUGACAAAGAAGCCAGAGGAGGUAGAUCAGGGACAGGCAAGACAAGGGUGAGAAGCCUGGCAGGCUCCACCCUAGUGCCUUGUCUCUCACACCAUCGCCACCUUGAUCUAAACUGAAAUGAGGGACAGUCUCCUGGUGCCUGGGCCCACAGUAGACGCUGGACAGAGACAAGGCCUGGCCCUAGUUAUAAAACAUAGACAUCUGGGAGCCUCACAGAGAGAGUAACACCCUCCCACUCCCACCUCCAGUUAUCAAGACCCAGGAGUGAGAGACACCCCCGGCUGGAGAGGGGGCUCCCUACUAGGGGGCCUGGGGGCUGGGCAGAGCCUGAGGAUCUUCAUGUACCUACGUCCAGACCUUGGCUUAAAACUAGUGUGUGUGUGUGCGAUUAGCCAGCAGGGACCACGGCUGAGGUUGUCCUGUGCUUGGCUUUGUACACGUAAGUUAUCUUUAGUGGGUUGUGUUACCCCACCCCACAGUUAGGGGAAACCAAGGGAAGGGCCUAGGUGUUAAAAGGGUUCCCCUGAGAACAGCCUCUCAAGCCCACGCCUGGCCACUUAGAGCACACAUCUCACAUCACAGGAGAAGGAAGGCACUGGGUUUUAAGCCCGCAUGGCUGUAACGUACAUAAAAGCAAGAGCGUGGACGUAGACCUUCAUUUCAAAGGGCCCUGCGUCCUCUCCACUAAGACCUGGUCUCAGUGCAGCCUGAAGGCAGAGGUGUGAAGAAAUGCCCGUGUCCACAUGUUUCCGCCAAUGUUCCUCACUGUGGUUAAAUUGUACCAGAACUCAGCAGCAUUUAGGACCGCCCGGUUACCAGGUGUCUCUACAAGCCUUCUAGAGGACAUUUUGGACAAAAGAACAGUAGAUGUCAAAAAUAGGCAUAUUAUAUAUAUAUAGUUAUAUAUAUUUAAAGAGAUAUCUAUCUAUACAAAUAUAUAUAUAUGUAUAAAUACUGUACUCUGAUCUGUACAAAUAUAACCUAAACAGUCCAGGUGAUGUGCGACCUGCAGUGCAUGAAUGUACACACCGUGAUCUCUGCCUUCAUAGCAGUGCGUGUGUACGGGAGGCGACCGUGCCGCUGGCACUCUGCCUGGGUAAGCAGGUACACGCGACAAGACUCAUCUGCCCCUUCCUUCACGGAAGGAAUCGUUGAGAAUUUUUUUUUUACUGUCAAUAAAAAUAUACUUAUAAAGA
Messenger RNA from Apodemus sylvaticus (European woodmouse), 3697 nucleotides. It is a transcript of the gene Prima1, whose product is annotated as proline rich membrane anchor 1. NCBI's taxonomy places the organism in Eukaryota, Metazoa, Chordata, Mammalia, Rodentia, Muridae. The record is from RefSeq and is a predicted model, not a curated record. The coding region runs from base 443 to 904 and encodes 153 amino acids. The transcript is spliced from 5 exons.